ACAUAGAAAUCAAGCAUUUGACAAUCGAGUGAGAUGUAAAGCAUUUCAAUCAAAUAUGCCGUUGUUUUAAAAAAAACAAAAAACGUGCGUUUUGAAAUGAGGUAAUAUUUGCUUUAGCGACCAGUUCCCAGUGCUUCAAAGCUGCAUAUUUCUGUGUCUCUGGCAGUCUGGACUCACGCCGAUUCAUGUGGCCGCUUUUAUGGGCCAUGAAAACAUUGUGACUCAGUUGACAAAUCACGGAGCAUCUCCUAACACGAUGAAUGUGAGAGGAGAGACAGCACUCCAUAUGGCUGCCAGGGCAGGACAGACAAACGUGGUGAAAUUCCUGGUGGCGAAUGGAGCAGAUGUGGACGCCAAAGCCAAGGAUGAUCAUACCCCACUGCAUAUAUCCAGUCGUCUGGGCAAACCGGACAUAGUCCAGCAGUUGCUGCAACACGGGGCUUCACCCGAUGCCACCACCACAUCCGGUUACACGCCGCUCCACCUGGCCGCUCGCGAAGGCCACAAAGAUGUGGCAUCCAUCCUGCUGGACAACGGAGCAUCUCUUGGCAUCACUACCAAG
This is a messenger RNA of Sinocyclocheilus grahami, 562 nucleotides long. Its product is annotated as ankyrin-3-like. The annotation marks the transcript as partial. Lineage: Eukaryota; Metazoa; Chordata; Actinopteri; Cypriniformes; Cyprinidae. The record is from RefSeq and is a predicted model, not a curated record. Gene Ontology annotation, molecular function: protein binding. The transcript has 3 exons.